AUGGCCGUUAAGAAGAGUUUUAAAGAAGAGAAACCUGUCUUUUCAAAGGCAGUGUCCGUUACGCAGACAAAGCAGAAGAAGAAGCAAAACCAUGCUGCUAAGAAAGAAGUUGUUUUAAAGAAACCUACUAAGAGCUUGAAAGUUUCAUCAAAAAAUCUGAAUUACUCUAUUUGCAUACCUACUAGUAUAACAGACGAUUGUAAAAAUUUAGAACAAACAACAAAUGUCAUUUAUCAUAUUGCAAAGACAGCUACCAUUUUCAAUGUUGGUGAGGUGAUUAUUUUAGAUCUAGGUAAAGAGACACCAAUUGAAGUCACCGAAGAUAUUAAAGGUACCAAAGGUGAGACGAAGAAGAGACUGUCGAGACCGAUGUUAAUUGCUACGUUAUUACAAUACUUCGUUACACCUCCAUAUUUGGUCAACACCGUGUUCAAGAAGGAUUACCAUAAAUAUUUCAAGUAUGCAUGCAAAUUGCCAAGAUUAUCUGUUCUACCAUUCAUGAGAUACUAUGAAGAGGAUAAAGGCCGUUUCAGAGAGGGUCUUGCUGUCAGAAUGAGCAAACCAGAAGCUACCAAUAGUAACCAAAGUAACAGCAAAAAGGCUAAAGAGUUUAAACAGACGAAGUACAUAAACAUUGGGAAAUCCGAGUGCCUGGAACUAAAGAGUCAGUUAGUGCCGGUGAAUGUGCGUGUUACAGUAGACACCGUUGAGAAGAGAGUUGUCGCCCCACAAGAAGCAUACGGAGACUAUGUGGGAGCCCAAUCAUCGUUUGGGUACCAUGUCCGUGUGUGUAAGAAAUUCGGAUCUGUGUUUACAGAAAGCGCCUUCCCAGAGGGUUAUUCACAAGCAAUCUGGUGCAAUAGUGGUGAUUAUUACUACAACGAAAAGCUAAAGAAGAACGACAGUAUCGAGAAUGAGCUGCCUCGUAUACAGAGCAUAGUAAAAUCUGAAAAGAAGACGAGCGAGAACGGGGACGAGACCCCAGCUGCACAAAUGUCAAAUUUGUUAGUACUGUACGGGAAGUGGAAACACAUACUGGAAUCGUUUGAGGCCUCUAAGGAGAUGUUCGAAGGGUGUUCUGGCCCACACGAAUUCUUUGACGGCCAGCUAGAACUACCUGGGGCAGCCCCAAGAGGCAUGAUCCCAAUCAGCGACUGCUGCACAAUCUCGUUGACACUGCUGUCCACUAUGUAG
Molecule: messenger RNA, 1194 nt
Organism: Tetrapisispora phaffii CBS 4417
Lineage: Eukaryota; Fungi; Ascomycota; Saccharomycetes; Saccharomycetales; Saccharomycetaceae
Product: RNA methyltransferase
Exons: 1
Coding region: 1-1194 (397 amino acids)
Source: RefSeq, a predicted model, not a curated record